Messenger RNA from Spodoptera exigua (beet armyworm), 1150 nucleotides. NCBI's taxonomy places the organism in Eukaryota, Metazoa, Arthropoda, Insecta, Lepidoptera, Noctuidae. The record is from the annotation of a GenBank genome assembly.
AUGUCCUAUUUUAAAGACAGGCCUGAAUUUUUUGCGAUGGCGACCAACAGGAGCGGUGCGGCGCAGCGGCCGAACGGCGCGCCACAAACGAAAGUAUGUCAGUUCAAGCUAGUACUGCUCGGCGAGUCAGCAGUGGGCAAGUCUUCCCUAGUACUUCGGUUCGUCAAGGGACAGUUCCACGAGUACCAGGAGAGCACGAUCGGCGCCGCUUUUCUAACUCAGACAGUCUGUCUCGAUGACACCACUGUCAAGUUUGAAAUAUGGGACACUGCAGGACAGGAAAGGUAUCACAGCUUAGCGCCAAUGUACUACAGAGGUGCGCAGGCGGCUAUCGUCGUAUACGAUAUUACUAAUCAGGACACAUUCGGGCGCGCCAAGAACUGGGUAAAGGAGCUACAGCGGCAAGCAUCCCCCUCCAUAGUGAUAGCUCUGGCGGGCAACAAGAGCGACCUCGCCGCCAAGCGCAUGGUCGAGUUCGAGGAGGCUCAGGCCUACGCUGACGAGAACGGGCUACUCUUCAUGGAGACCAGCGCCAAGACCGCCAUGAAUGUCAACGACAUAUUCCUAGCUAUCGCGAACAAGUUACCAAAGAGCGAGGGGGCGGGCAGCGCGGGCGCGGGGGGCGCGCGCCGCCUCGGGGACGCCGAGCAGGCGCGCUCCUCCUCCUGCUGCAAGUGAUAGGUACCGCCACGAAUAACCGCCGUACGGUGAGGGCGUGCACGCGGGUUGAGGUAUGUAGUAGGUAACGAUCCAGCUGCCGGCAGUGGAGCCCCGGCCUGCGCCCCCCGCGGCCCGCGACCCCGCUGCAGUACCCGCACCGACCCGCACGGACAUACACACACUCGGGGCAGCUUUCAUCAAACAAAUGGAUUUAGGUAUCACACACAGCAUGCGCGGGGUCGACGUUGUUAGUACUGAAGCUAUUUCGCUUCCCAUCCGUUACAUGCGCCUCACUAGCUAAUUGUUACCGAGCUACGCCUCGCGAGGCAGUCCGCUACAUACAUCUAGUAUAUCUAUACCUCUUCUGCAAUAUUCAUCAAAUAUAAACUCGACUCGCCUCCCUGGCUCGCCUCGCCUCACAAUCAGUGUGUCGUACGUCCACGCGGGCCGCAUUAAAAACAUUAUAUAAUAAUAUUAAUAAAAAAACAAG